AUGACAAAAACCGAAAAUUUCCAUCAACAAAAGAGAGCAGGCUGGCAGGCAAGUCUGAAUAACAUUGGAAUUACUUUGCUUACGGGAGCUUAUUAUGUUUUGAAAGCAAUGUUUCAUUUUACACCACAAUUCUAUCAAGCUUUUGAAAAACACAACAAAAGCAGCAUAAACACUAUAGUUUGA
Molecule: messenger RNA, 183 nt
Organism: Clunio marinus
Lineage: Eukaryota; Metazoa; Arthropoda; Insecta; Diptera; Chironomidae
Source: the annotation of a GenBank genome assembly